This is a messenger RNA of Engraulis encrasicolus (European anchovy), 1014 nucleotides long. RefSeq names its product small glutamine rich tetratricopeptide repeat co-chaperone beta (gene sgtb). The coding region runs from base 84 to 1010 and encodes 308 amino acids. Gene Ontology annotation, cellular component: membrane; TRC complex. The record is from RefSeq and is a predicted model, not a curated record. Gene Ontology annotation, molecular function: molecular adaptor activity; protein binding. The transcript is spliced from 11 exons. NCBI's taxonomy places the organism in Eukaryota, Metazoa, Chordata, Actinopteri, Clupeiformes, Engraulidae. Gene Ontology annotation, biological process: post-translational protein targeting to endoplasmic reticulum membrane.
GCGCAAGCGCUUGGGAGAGCAUCGAUCUGUACGAAGUUUCAUGACGCUCUGACACUAGACAGCUGCAAAACAUUCCAGUGAGCAUGUCGGUGGAAAAGCGUUUGGCAUUCUCCAUCGUGCAGUUCCUCAGAGAACAGACGCAGAAGGGAUCCCUGAGCUCCGAUGAGCAGGAAAGCCUCGAAGUUGCAAUACAAUGCUUGGAGAACACAUACAAGAUCAGUCCCAGCGACUGUCACCUGGCCGCCCCUCAACCGCUGACAGAGAUCUUCCUCAACUCCCUGCUCAAGAACGACAUCUUGACCUCCCCCGAGACUACCCCCUCUCCAGAGGACAUCGAGAGGGCGGAGCAGCUGAAGAACGAAGGGAACAACCAUAUGAAGGAGGAGAACUUCGCCUCAGCCGUGGACUGCUACACCAAAGCCAUCGACCUGGACCAACGCAACGCCGUGUACUACUGCAACAGGGCGGCUGCCCAUAGUAAACUGGGACACUACACGGAGGCCACGGUGGACUGUGAGAGAGCCAUCGCCAUCGACCACACAUACAGCAAGGCCUACGGACGCAUGGGGCUGGCUCUGACCUCCAUGGGGAAGUAUCCAGAGGCCAUCACCUUCUUCAAGAAGGCGCUGGUUCUCGACCCGGAGAACGACACCUACAAGUCCAACCUGAAGAUAGCAGAGCAGAAACAACGGGAGGUGUCCAGUCAGACUGCCACAGGUCUGGGUUUCGACAUGGCCAGCCUCAUCAACAACCCCGCCUUCAUCAGCAUGGCCGCGAGUGUCAUGCAGAACCAACAGGUGCAGCAACUCAUGUCAGGUAUGAUGACCAAUGCGGUGGGUGACCAUGCAGCGGGAGUGGGCGGCAUGUCAGACAUCUCCAGCCUCAUCGAAGCGGGUCAGCAGUUUGCGCAGCAGAUCCAGCAGCAGAAUCCUGAACUGAUCGAGCAGCUGAGGAACCACAUCAGGAGCCGCAGCUUUAGUGGCAGCGCAGAGGAGCAGGAACACUCCUGAUACA